Molecule: messenger RNA, 3050 nt
Organism: Cloeon dipterum
Lineage: Eukaryota; Metazoa; Arthropoda; Insecta; Ephemeroptera; Baetidae
Product: 5-hydroxytryptamine receptor-like
Exons: 4
Coding region: 265-1548 (427 amino acids)
Biological process (GO): adenylate cyclase-activating adrenergic receptor signaling pathway; G protein-coupled dopamine receptor signaling pathway
Cellular component (GO): plasma membrane
Molecular function (GO): G protein-coupled receptor activity; dopamine neurotransmitter receptor activity, coupled via Gs
Source: RefSeq, a predicted model, not a curated record
CGGCCAGGCCGAGCGAGAGGCGAACGCAUGCUCGCUGCAAGCGCAAGGGUUGUGGCGCGUUCGCCGUGUAGUAAAAAGUGGCCCGCGAAGCGAAGGCUGCCGGAGUAGCAGUCAAGCCGUUCGCAGCCGAGCAGCAGGCCAGUGUCGGACAUGCCCACCGAUAUCACUUGACCCCGCGGGUCACGCGCCAAACCGAGCCCGAAUUCAUCCGCGCAUUGUCGUCUGCAGCUGUCAUGGACCCGCGGACUGUGCGGCUUGGCUGAUAUGGAGGGAAUCAACGACUCCCUGGCGCUCGCCAACCACUCGCUCCGUGCUUGGAACAUUACAAGUGCAGGUGCCGACGCCGACCGCGCCAAUGACACCGACGGACACUAUUUAUCACCGCAUGAGCUGCGGCUCAUUACCAUGGUGUCAACGGCAGUCAUCCUCGGACUCGUCAUCCUAGCCACCAUCAUUGGCAAUGUGUUCGUGAUAGCAGCCAUCCUACUGGAGAGACACUUGCAGAACGUGGCCAAUUACCUGAUCCUGUCGCUGGCAGUAGCUGACCUCCUGGUCGCGUGUCUCGUCAUGCCCCUGGGCGCCGUCUACGAGGUCUCGCAGCAGUGGACGCUCGGCCCUGAGCUGUGUGACAUGUGGACUUCGAGCGACGUGCUUUGCUGCACCGCGUCCAUCCUUCAUUUGGUCGCAAUUGCGGUUGACAGAUUUUGGGCUGUGACCGACAUCGACUACAUCCAUCAUCGCAACCCGUCCCGCAUCGGCUGCAUGAUUCUGAUCGUGUGGACGGUGGCGUGUCUGGUGUCGGUGGCGCCUCUGCUGGGGUGGAAGGACUCCGGGUGGCACGACAGGGUCAACCACGAGAGCAUGUGCAUGGUGAGCCAGGACGUGGGCUACCAGAUCUUCGCCACGAUGUCGUCCUUCUACGUGCCGCUGCUGGUCAUCCUCUUCCUCUACUGGCGGAUCUUCCAGACGGCGCGCAAGCGGAUUCGCAGACGCAACGUCGGCAUGAAGACUGCGGCGGCCGCGGCGGCCAUGAGCGCCGGCAUGGGCGCCGGGGUGAUGUGCCGGCCGCCGCCGACCGUGUCCGAGACGACGGCCUUCACGACGGUGUCGUCGACCAACACCAGUCCUGAGAAGACGUCGGCCACCAACGGCUUGGCGCCCGACCCGCCCACCAUGGACGGCUUGAGCGGCGUGUCGCCACAGCCGGCGCACCAGCAACACCACGCGAAACGCAAGGCCAAGGCGGCCGCGGCCGACUCGAAGCGCGAACGCAAGGCGGCCAAGACGCUGGCUAUCAUCACGGGCGCCUUCGUCAUUUGUUGGCUGCCGUUUUUCAUCAUGGCGCUGAUGAUGCCGCUGUGCCCCACCGAGUACUGUGAUUUCAACAAGUAUAUGGUGUCGUUUUUCCUGUGGCUCGGCUACUUCAACUCGACCCUCAACCCCAUCAUCUACACCAUUUUCAGUCCCGAAUUCCGGCAGGCGUUCAAAAGACUACUCUGCGGCAAAAAGUACAACCGUGGCCGUCACCACGUCAGAUACAUGCAAUGAUAGCGCGCAGAGAUGGGCGGCAACGCUGCUGGCGGCCGUGCCGUCGACCUCUGCCGCGAGGAGACUGAGUUUUAAAAGAGAAAAAGAUCGCCAGCCCCUUUGUGCAAACUGCUGUGUGCGUUGUGCAUUUAGUUGUCCACAUAUCGACAAAGUUUGUGGUGCGAGAAUUCUGGGAAUGCCAUCCCGAAAGUGAAUCAUCAAAUGCUUACGCUUACUAACUUUAAAAUGAGAGCCAGUUGUUGAAAUCAUUACCCAGUUACGAUAACAAAAUUUCGCUUCCCCUUGUCAAAUGAUAAAUUAUUCGAAUAGGAGCAAUUAAUUUUUUUUUUAGAUUUCAAAUGAACAUUGACUUAAAUUCCACUCUCAGUGAAUUUAUUUCACUCUCAGAUUUCGGUGAUUCAAGCCAAACGUUAACAUUUACAACAAUUUGAACAUUAAAUUGCUGCUUUUUCACUAUGGAGAAAUAAAAUUAAAUCCAAUAAAGCUCUCAAAUUAGCCGGUGAAUUGUGAUAAUUACUAACUGGUACUUAAUUUCAUCAUUUAUUUUUACGAACCCACAACACUUUUGAAUUGAAUAAUCUAGUUUGCAACCAUUCCAAAUGUACAAGCAUCAAAAUCUUCCCUAUAUUUUACCACGGCGCAAGUUAUCCAACGCUGGAAUUGAUUACCAAGAGCUUUUUGCGACGCAGAGAAUGAUGAUGUAAUAUAAUUAAGAACCUCUCUCUCUCUCUUCAUUGUAUACUCAUCAAUGUUUAUCACAUCAGCCAAGCACAUUCACUCGCCCUUCUCUUCCAGACCCUCUCGCACUGUAGGAUAUAAUAAUCCUGGUCGGCGCGUAUGUAAGAAAUGACUGUACCGCCCAUUAAUUUCUCGAGCUGUGCUCGAGCGAGCAUUUUUAUAUAUUUUUUAUACAACGUCUGCACAAACCUGAGACUAACGAUGUCAUUAUUAAAGCAACUCCAGGCACUACCCUUGAUCGAACAGAUACAAUUAAAGCGACGAGAACGUUUGCGUAUCAGAAAAAAUUUUGGCCGGUCUACAAUGCUUUGUUUUGAGCCCCAAGGCAGUGCAGAUGCGGCCAAAAUCGAGUCACAUUUUAACAAACAGAAAAUGAUAUAUAACCGAUUUAUAUUUUUGUCCGUCUGGUGAUUUUUGUGCAAACGGGCAGAUGCUGCUGAUAAUAAACCUUGCCUAGAUCGUAGGACAAACAAAAAUCUAUCCUGACUGUUGCAUGCUGUAAAUGUCAAACAAUCAUGUUUCAAUGUCGAACUGAGCCCGAAAAUGCCAAAUCAUGUUGAUUAUGUACAGUUGAUAACUGCAAAAUUUUACUCAGGUGUUACGAGCAAAAAUGGUUCAUUCAAAAUACAUGUCACCCUAAAGUAUAACUCAUAUUCCGAAUUGCGGGUCAAUGAUGAUCAAUGUUUGAUUUAGCGUGAAAAAGAAGCAUUAAUGAGAAAACAGGAGCUGUCAUGUAAAAUAAAUGUCUAUAAGUUGCUCACUUA